ACAAAAAAGGGCGUCAGCACGACAAGCAUAGGCACUUUCACGCCAGAAAAAUCAUUACCACGACUAAAUUGGAAAUUCCCGACAAUAAAAAGCUUACCCCGACAUAAAAGGUACUCCAACGACAAAAUAAUGUAUCAAACGACGAAUUAAAAAAUUCACGACAUUUUAUUGCUUUCAACUGCUAUAUAAGGCAAUGCACGACAACAUUUUUCUAUCAAAAACAGGCAUUUCACCGACAGAAAUACAUGUUUGAAAAAUAUAAAAAUUACAUGAAAAAAUAUACGAAGAAACGAAGUACAUAUCUAUUUAAAAAAUUUCCAUUUAGAGUUUAUAAAAGUAAAGCUUUCGUUGACUUCGUUGGGCGACCCUUCUUACUCUUUUGACCUAAGGGGAUACAUUUCGUAACUGCCAUACAAUGCCAUGCACGAUAAAGUUUUUCUGUCAAAAAGAUAUAUUUUAUCGACAGAAAUAAACUUUAAAAAACAUUAAAAUGAUACCAAAAAAACGAAGUAGGGAUGUAAAAAAUUGUUGUUUAGAAGUAAUGUUUUGUAGACUUUGAUGGGCGACCCGACCCCUCUUCCUCUUUUGACGUCAGGGACGAAGCGAAAAGGGGCUAAGUAGUGACAGUUUUCCCCUCUAAAAAUUCAAGAAAGUUGGGAAAAUACAAAAAUUUCAACAAUAUUUUAGUUUCACUUUUCAAAAAUUCAAAUUUUUUACAAUCAUGUGUUUAAUUAUCGUUCAUUUGCCGACAAAAUCUCCGAUUUAUCCUCAAAAUUCUUAUUUUUUCCUAAGCUUUUGCCCUCGCUUCGCUUAGGCCAAUUUGGUUCUCUUCUACUGAGUUACAAUUUCACUCAAAUUUAAAAAAAAAACUACCUAUCAGUUGAUUAUUUGUCAAAAUUUGUACAAAAUGUAAUUGGAAUUGAACUGAUAAUGUUCUGUCGUGAAUGUAAUUAUUUUGUCGUGAAUACUGCUUAUCUCGUAAUUAAAUCGUAGUCGUUCAUAAAUAUUUUAUUGUCGGGCGUCAUCUGGCGUGGAACUUCAUCAUUUUUCGUCGUUCAUUCAUCUUUUAUGAACGAAAAAAUGCUUGUCGUGAUGACGCCCUUUUUCGUCGUGCAAAAAAUAUUUCCCCUUAAAACUUAACAAAAUUCUUUUAAAUGUCUCUAUAAUAAACUCAUCAAAAGUCAAUAACAAGUUCACAAGUCACGAAUAAGAUUAUCGAAAAAAUCCCAAAAAUUAUCCAGAAAUAGGUGGGUACGUGGGUAGUAAUAAACAAGUAGAUAGGUAUAAGUUUACAUAUCGUAUUUUGAUUCAAACCUCAUUGUCCCUUAAAUUUACAAGUUGAGCAAAAAAACCAUUUGGAUGUUCUGUUCAUUCUCAUAAUCAAAAGUAUUUUAAAAUAGGAACCCCUUCAAUUGGGCAUAUGAGAAAAAUUUGUGAAAAUAUACCGAGCCAGAAAGCCAUUGGAAAUGAAAAAAUCUUCAUAAUUAAAAUUACCAAAUAACUCAUUUAACAUCGCUUGUAAACCUUCAACAGAAAUCAUCUUCAGGCAGAAAAAUAACGGCACUAGUCCCAAUAUAAUAAUAUGAAAAGAGAAAAAUGUCCAUCAAAAAGGUUCAAAAGGCUAGUUUUUAUUUUUAAAUCAUCCAGGUACGUAGGUAGGCAUCAUUGUUUUAAAAAACUCUAAAGAAAAAAAUUAUGAGUACCUAACUGUACCUAUAGAAGGUGUCCCGGCACAGAAUAACCCCCUCUUACUGGUAACAUAGACAACUUAUAUUUUUAGAACAAGUAUGCAUAAGUAUUUGCCUAACAUAAGAUUUAAAGGAGCCGAGAGUUCGUAUGUUCGCGCAAAAAUUUCUGUAUCUAGAAUUUUUUCCAUUAGUUCAAUCAUUAUGCUAGUUCAUCAGGAAGGACUACUUAUUAAUAGCAGAAUACGUAAGCAAAUUAAAUCAUUUAAAUGGAAAAUAUUUUGAAAUUAUUCUUCCAUACUCAUUUCAAAGAGACCUCUUCGAAAAACACUUUUGUUCAAUUUCUCGAAUUUCUCGGCGAAAUUUAGUUUUAUGGACUUCAGAACGGUCUUAUUGGUUUUGUCAUUUGAAAAAUAUGCCUUACUUACUACCUAGAUGAAAAAUCUGAAAAAAGUGUUCAAAAGUUUAUUAUUACCUAUUACCAUUUUUCUUUCAAAUCUCAAGAAAUUGCCUUUAUUAGUUAAGAAGUCAGAAGUGCUUGAAUUCUAAAUAAAAAAUUAAAAAAUCAGAAAAAUUUUUCCCCUUUAAAGAUUAAACAAAAUUCAUAAAAACUCGUAAGUACAUAUAAGUUAAUGUAGGUAGGUAUUAAAAAGUAAAAUGAUUGAGUCUGAACCGAUAUACCUAAUGAGAUCAAAACUCUAAUCUCAUCUGAUUAGAUAUGAUCCGAUCUAAUUGGUUCUGCAGACGAAUAUACCGGAUUGGAUCAGAUCCAAUGAGGGUUUCCUCUUGCUUAUUGGAUCUGAUCAUGGUCUGAAUCUACGUGAUGCCUGAAUCCGAUCAUCAGAUCUGGUGAAGGUAAUCUGGUCUGAGUGUAAUCAAUCAGCAAUCUGAUCACGUAUAAAAAGAUGUCCUAUCAAAACUUUUAUCUACACAGAUGAGUGAGAUGAGCAACCUAAUUAAACUCGUAAAUAGCAUAGGUACUUUAAUACUCUUACCUAUAGUUUUAGUUUUUAUUGUACAUUUGACGAUAAUUUAAGUACAUGUAUGUUUAGGUUUCGCGAUCCGAUCUUCCUCAAUUAUAUUUUUUACGGCGAUUAACUACCGCUCCUUUUAUCUACCUAAUUUGUAAUUUGAACAAAUUUAAAGAACGCCUAGGUGAAAUAUUUUUAAUGAUGCUAAUUGUAAGUAUAGGUCAUAAGUGUAUAAAAAGUCAUAAAUUCGUGAAAAUGUAAUAAUUUCUACGAAGAAGCUAUCAAAAUAUCGCAUUGAUAAGGACCGCAUCGCGUCGAUGUUUGGGUCAAGUUGAUGUAAUGGGAAUAGAUUUAGUAGGUACUUACUGCUUAAGUACACCUAUGCAUUAUAUGUAAGGCUCAGUUUUUCAAAUGAUCAUUCAAGAAAUGUAUCGGUUGAUUGUUUUCGCGUUGAUUACAACUGUCCAUUUGGUUCACGUUAUCGAGUCUUUAAUGAUCAGCAUCGACCAAGGAACAAUAAAUGGAACCUACUUGAAAGCUCGCAGUAAUAAGACAUUCAAUGCAUUUUUUAGGAUCCCGUAUGCUCAGCCUCCAGUGGGAGAUUUACGAUUCAAGCCUCCAGUAGAGGCUGAACCGUGGUCCGGAAUCAGGAACGGAUCUGUAUUCCCAUCAGAAUGUGUACAAUAUUCAAGAGAAAUUAAUGGCACCAAGGGUAGUGAAGAUUGUUUAUACUUGAAUGUCUAUACGCCUUUGGACGCUCGUGAAGGACAAAAUUUAUCGGUAAUUGUGUACAUAUACGGCGGUGUGUAUAAAUCGAGCUCUAAUUUGAUUGAUGGGCCGAAUUAUAUUAUGGAUAAGAACGUGAUCUUGGUUCAACCUAAUUACAGAGCCGGAGUAUUGGGAUUCCUGAGCACAGGAGACAUCGUGAUUCCUGGAAAUUUUGGUCUGAAAGAUCAGUUAUUGGCGCUAAAAUGGGUUCAAAAAAAUAUCUAUCAUUUCGGAGGAGAUCCAAAUAAAAUUACUUUACAAGGUCACAGUUCAGGAGGAGUUUGCGUUCAUUUACACACCUUAUCACCUUCUAGCAAAGGAUUAUUCCAAAAAGUAAUCAUACAAAGUGGCAACGGGAUGUGUGCUUUGUCGUAUUUUGGUCCUGAUGUGACUCGUGCUGUAGCUAAGGAAUUCGCAGUUCGGGCAGGAUGUCCGAGUUUUAAUUCAUCUCAGGAAAUUUACGAAUGUUUAAUGGACAUGGAAGCUGAAAAAAUGCCUUUGAUACAGGAAGAGAUGUAUAUUUGGGAUCAAGAUCCGGACGCAACAUUUAGACCAACGAUCGAAGACAUAAAUUCCGACCAAGCAUUCUUGACAGAUUUUCCACAAAAUUUGCAGUAUCAUUCUCCUGAUUUACCUUGGAUCAUCGGAAUGACCACAGGAGAGGCAGCUUUCAAAGUGGCCAGAUAUUUAGAAAAUGGUGGAGAGAGAAGUAGUCAAAUAGAUGAAAAUUAUAAGCUUCUGUUUCCUAUCAUAAUGCAGUAUUUGUGGAACACCAAAACGGACCAUUUGAAUUAUAUUUCUCUAGCCAUUCGAACGCAUUAUUUCGCCGAUCAAGGAAUAGGAGACGAGACGGCUGUAGAAUUAACUUCGAUGUUAACCGAAGGGUUAUUUGGCAUAUGCACAAUAGACACAAUAUUCAGUUAUCCGGGCCAAAAAUACGUAUAUUGGUACGACUACGUUUCAAACUAUUCGACUCAAAAUAUAAUUGGAGACUAUAACGAAUAUUUAGGAGUCAGUCAUGGAGAUGAAGUACACUUGUUAUUCUAUCGAGAUUACUCUGCAGCUGUGUUAACGGAACAAGAUGUCAUGUUCAGCGAAGAAUUGGUAAACAGAUUUGUAAACUUUAUUAACAGUGGGAAUCCAAAUCUACCUGAAGCGAUAAACAAAACCAUUAUGGGUACAUGGGAACCGAUGACGUCAAACAGGAUAGAAUAUCUAUUUAUGAAUUUGAAUGGUUCAAUGCAAACAGAUCUUUAUAAAGGGACGUAUGAUUUCUGGAAAAGUUUACCUAUCGGUAGCAAAUAUUUAUAACGAAUUAGCCAAGUGCCUAAUCGUUUGAAAAAAAUCAAAUGGAUUCUUUCUGCCAUGAAAGCACUAUCCAAAUGGGUACCUACUCACUUACGUGAGCAAUUUAUUUUGAUCAAGUAGGUAUAUUAUGAAGUUUCAACGAUGAUGAUUAUGGUUCAAAUGAUGAGUUUCCGGUGUAGGUAUAAACUGUCGAAUGGAUGACAAUAUUGAUGAAUGUAGCCGUACUUAUGGUUAAGAUAAUGGAAUAUUUUGUUAUUUUAUUAUGAAAAAAUAUUGAUAGUGAAGAAUAAAUUUGAAAAGGUUA
Planococcus citri (citrus mealybug) is the source of this 5036-nucleotide messenger RNA. Its product is annotated as esterase FE4-like. The coding region runs from base 3068 to 4735 and encodes 555 amino acids. The record is from RefSeq and is a predicted model, not a curated record. The transcript is spliced from 11 exons. NCBI's taxonomy places the organism in Eukaryota, Metazoa, Arthropoda, Insecta, Hemiptera, Pseudococcidae.